AUGAGAAGUUUAAUAAUAAAGAACAACAUAUAUGAGGAUUUUUAAAAGAAUAUAAUAAAAAGUAAUGUAGAGAAGUAAAUUAAGAAAAUGGAUAGAUAAUUAAUAUUAGAAUGA
Messenger RNA from Paramecium pentaurelia, 114 nucleotides. NCBI's taxonomy places the organism in Eukaryota, Ciliophora, Oligohymenophorea, Peniculida, Parameciidae. The record is from the annotation of a GenBank genome assembly.